Messenger RNA from Notodromas monacha, 1610 nucleotides. Lineage: Eukaryota; Metazoa; Arthropoda; Ostracoda; Podocopida; Cyprididae. The record is from the annotation of a GenBank genome assembly.
CAAUAAUAUCCGAAGUCGUUGUGUUCAGAACUUUGCGGGCUAACUUUCAAUCAUUUACAUAUACAUAUUCAAUCAUUUACAUGUUUCGUUGAAGUGAUGGCAGGUCAAAAAACUGGGUCAGGUUUAUGGGGUUUCAGGAGUUCGGCCUCGGAAAACAGGUCAAUUGAGCCGCGUUUUCCGCCAAUGACGGGCAGCAAUUCGCGUCGCAGGUCGGAAUUGGAGGAAGUUGUUGUGCGGAUCGAUGAUCGGUCCUCUCGAAUGGAACAGGAACAGUUGGAAAUCGUCGGUGACAAGAAUUUACUGUCCAGAAUCCGCCAGGAGGAUGAGCGACGCAGGAGUAACCACGUGUGGUACGCGUUUCGUUUGGCAACUACAAUCUGCGAUCUCGCUUUACUCGCUGUUUGUGUUGACCAACUGAGAAAGAAGUCUGACCUGGAUCCGAGUGGACCGUUGCAGCCGAAUAACUUGAAACUCAUGGACGACUUACUCGUGACUGUUGACUUUUCAUUUGUCGCACUCCAAGCUUACUUUUUGCGAAAGACCAACGUUUGGGACAAUUGGAUCAUGGCGGAAUUUGGAGUUACUGCAUUUGCUUAUCUAUUUCAAGUCGCCUAUUGGCCUGUACACAUGCUUGUCGGACCCGUGGCUGCUAUCCGUGUUUUGGCAUUUGCGUCAGUUCGAGCAGUGAAAAUCUGCAUGUUUCUGCGGAGAAUGCGAGAGAUUUUCGUUGCUGUCACCAUGUCGUACAAGGAAUUCGCGAUUUCAUUUCUGCUGAUGCUGGUUGGAACAGCAGUUUUCACGACUUUUGCCUUGUGUUUAUUCGCUCCUCACGAAGAUUCUCACUUCGAAGGAUUUUCUAGAGCGGAGAAUGCGAGAGAUUUUCGUUGCUGUCACCAUGUCGUACAAGGGUCACAGAGCAACGAGAGCACUGAAAAAGUCAUACAAUUUUUGUCUGUGCUUAUAUGGGUAUUUUUCGGAGCCAUGGUGCUUCGGAAUAUCAUCGUGGCUGUAAUGGUGGGUGGUUUCAUCAGAAGAAAGGAGGAAUACGAAAGAGUUGCUUCGGAGCAAGCUAAGUCUGAUCGCGCUCGCAAAGCUCAAAAACGGCUCAAGGAAAUCUUCCCAGUUUUUUACACUCAAAGCGUCAAUUGGGCAAGUCGUGAUCCUCAUUUCGCGACGCUGCCAGAGUUGAUGCAUAACGUGGAGCAGAUGAUGGUCGAGUGCGGUACAUGGAGAAAAGCAUGGAUGACAGCUUUGCAGUUCCUGCCAGAAGCAUCGGAGAGAACCACUUGGCCGACGCAGACUCUGGUUUACUACGAAUGCGCUUUAAAUGCUCUGCACAACAUACUCACUGAAGACCGGUUUCUCCUUAAUCUCACCCAAGAAAUAGCGAUUUCAGCGAUUGCUGAACGCUUGCGGAUCACGGAGCCGUACGAGUACAGCAUGCACCACGGAGAGGAUGGUGAAGGCGGCGAAUUUUACGCCGAGGACGAUUCGGAUCAUCAUCAACCUCAUAAUUCUUAGGCUGAAAUUAUUUGUAAAAUGUAUUCCUUAUUAGAGAAUGAUUCAAAAUUCUAUCCGUUUUCUUCAGUGAACAUGCCUUCUUUCACGAG